AGAACCGCAUUUGCUUGAAUGAAGGACCGGCGGAGACGCGUCAGGAUUUCUCAGCGUACGAGUCUGGAGGACCGCUGCAACCGUAUCUUGAGGAACAUGGAGGCCUCCCUCACAGCCCGGGACCGGGUGGGGAUCCAGGAUUUCGUUCUGUUGGACCCCUACACCAGCGAGACCGCCUUCCUGGACAACCUGCGAAAGCGCUUCCACGAGAAUCUCAUUUACACCUACGUCGGCACCCUGCUGGUGUCGGUCAACCCGUACAAAGAGUUGGACGUCUACGGCAAGAAGCAAAUGGACACCUACAUGGGCGUCAACUUCUUUGAGCUUCCACCUCACAUCUACGCGCUGGCCGACAACGUGUUCCGCGCCAUGAUGUCGGAGUUCAACGACCACUUCGUCCUGAUCUCGGGCGAGAGCGGCGCCGGGAAAACCGAGGCGUCCAAGAAGAUCCUGCACUUCUACGCCGUCAGCUGCCCGACCACCAAAAUCCUGAAUCACGUCAGAGACAGGCUGCUGGUGUCCAACCCGGUUCUGGAGGCCUUCGGAAAUGCCAAAACGCUGAAGAACGACAACUCCAGUCGCUUUGGGAAGUACAUGGACAUCCAGUUUGAUCACCAGGGCGGGGCGGUCGGCGGCCACAUCCUCAGUUACCUGCUGGAGAAGUCCCGCGUGGUCCAUCAGAACCACGGCGAGCGCAACUUCCACAUCUUCUACCAGCUGGUGGAGGGCGGCGAGGAGGAUCUGCUCCGCUGGCUGGGCCUGGAGAGGAACUGCCAGCAUUACAACUACCUGGUUCAGGGCAAUUGUGCCAAAGUCGGUUCCAUCAACGACAAACGCGACUGGAAGACGGUGCGCCAAGCUCUCUCGGUCGUUGACUUCGGCGAGAGCGACACUGAGGACCUUUUUAGCGUCAUCGCCAGCGUGCUCCACUUGGGCAACAUCGAGUUUGAAGCGGACUCUGAGGGCUACGCCGCCCUCGGCGACCGCCGGGAGAUCCACUGGCUGUCCAAGUUACUUGGGAUUCCCGCUCAGGUGCUCCAACGGGGCUUGACCCACCGCAAGAUCGAAGCCAAAACUGAAGAGGUGCUGAGUCCCUUCUCGGUGGACCACGCCGUCUUCGCCAGGGACGCCCUCGCCAAAGCCGUCUACGGACGCGCCUUCGACUGGUUGGUCGACAGGAUCAACGGCUCGCUGGCGAACACGGAUUCCUCCAGGAAGAAUGUCAUCGGGCUUUUGGACAUUUAUGGAUUUGAGGUCUUCAACGUCAACAGCUUGGAGCAGUUUUGCAUCAACUACUGCAACGAGAAGCUGCAGCAACUUUUCAUCCAGCUCACCGUCAAGUCCGAGCAGGAGGAGUACGAGGUGGAAGGCAUCGAGUGGGAGCCGGUGCCGUAUUUCAACAACAAAAUCAUCUGCGACCUGGUGGAGGAGAAACACCGAGGAAUCAUCGCUUUAUUGGAUGAGGAACGUUUACGUCCCGGGAAGGCCACGGACGUCACCCUUCUGGAAAAAAUGGAGGAGACCGUCGGGGGCCACCCCCACUUCGUCACGCACAAACUCGCCGACCAGAAGACGAGGAGGACGCUGCGGAGGGGAGAAUUUCGCCUGCUGCACUACGCCGGGGAAGUCACGUACCGCGUUGAGGGAUUCCUGGACAAAAACAACGAUCUUCUGUACAGAAACGGAAAAGAGGUGAUGCAACAAUCCAAAAACGCCAUCAUCAAAAGUUGCUUCCCUCCCAGCGAGCCCGACCGAAACAAGAGACCUGAAACUGUGGCGACUCAGUUCAAGAGCAGCCUGGCGGGCCUGACCGACAUCCUCGGGACCAAAGAGCCGUGGUACGUCCGAUGCGUCAAACCCAAUGAAGCCAAACAGCCAGGACGCUUCGACGACGUCCUGGUGAGGCAUCAAGUGAAGUACUUGGGCCUGAUGGAGCACCUGCGGGUGCGACGCGUGGGCUUCGCCUACCGCAGGAAAUACGACAUCUUCCUCCAGAGGUACAAAGCUCUUUGUCCGGACACGUGGCCCAACUGGAAAGGCUCGGCGGCCGAAGGCGUUCGGAUCCUCGUCCGGCACCUGGGAUACAAAACCGACGAGUACAAGAUGGGCCGGACCAAGAUCUUCAUCCGACACCCGAGAACUUUGUUUGCCACGGAAGACGCCUUCCAAGUCUGCAAACAUAAGCUCGCAACAAGGCUUCAGGCCAAGUACAAAGGCUACAGAGUGAAAGGCGACUACCAGAAACAGAAAGAAGCCGCCACCAAGAUCGAGAACUGCUGGAGAGGCCUGAAGGCCCGAAAGGAGCGACGGCAGAGGGAAUGGGCCGUCGCGAUCAUCAAGAGGUUCAUUAAAGGCUUCAUGACCCGAAACAAGCCGACGGGCGCGGACAACAGGGAGUACUUGGCGUACGUGAGGCAGAACUACCUGACCCGGCUGAAGGAGAACCUCCCGAAAACCAUUCUGCACGCGGACUCGUGGCUCCGCCCCCCGCCCGUCAUGGAGGAGGCGUCGCUGCUCCUGCGGCAACUUUUCCUUCGUGACUUGUCGCGAAAAUACGUGCGAGGGAUCACCGAGGAGAGGAAGGCGCAACUUGUUUUAAAAGCGCGGACCAGUUUCUUGUUCAAAGGCAGGAAGACGAGCUACCCGGCGAGCGUCGGCUCGCCCUUCGUGGGCAGCCGCGUAGCCCUCCAAGACAUGAACGCCAAAAUCUUGCAGCUGAUUCAGCGCCAGAACGUCACGUACACCGUGCCGGUGCUGAAGUACGACCGCAACGGCUUCCGUCCUCGACCCCGGCAGCUGGUCUUCACCCGAGAAGCCGCCUACCUGGCGGACGGGGCCAGGAUCAAGCAGACCGUCCGUUACGACGCCCUGAAAGGCGUUUCCGUGAGCGACCUGAGCGACAACUUCCUGGUUCUGCACGUGAAAUGCGACGACGUCAAGCAGAAGGGCGAUCUCGUGCUGCAGUGCGACUUCCUGUUCGAGGCCCUGACCAAGCUGAGCGCCAUCGUCGACAAGGACGACUUGAUCCGGGUGGUCCGGGGCAGUGUGCGAUUCGACAUCCAGCCCGGCAGGGAAGGUUUCGUGGACUUCAGGAGCGGUCCCAAGGCGCUGGUGUACCGGGCCAAAAACGGACAUUUGACGGUGGAAUCCGCGAGCGGCGAAAACAUCUGAUCUGGGACGACGUCGCCCCCUGUCUGCAAACUUUAGCAACAGCCACCCGUCCACUCCAAAAGCUCAAGUGGACGUUUUGCGACUUUGUGAUGUCAUUCGACCGCUACGAUAAUGCCAAUACUGUAUUUUCAUCACAGAACUCGAGUAUACAAACAUGCAGAUUUACCAUACUUAUCAUGAAAAAAAAAAGUACUUUGAAAAAUCUACAUCGCGUAGUUGUGAGAAAUUAUUGUGACAAUGUUUCGAAGGUAGAGGAGUUUCUUUGCAAUAGUGGAAGUUGUAGCACUGCCCCCCAGCGGAGGUUUGUGGGAGCUACAAGUACCCGCUAGACUGGCCCUCAUUUCCAGACGUUUGCCAAGUACCAGAUGGUGUGUUUUGUGAUUUUUGAGAAGCAGGAAAACCCGAAGAGGGGAAAAAAAAGUAGAAUACCCCCCAAAAACUGGAGGAAAAAUUGUUUUUUUUUUGUGAGUAGAUACAUAAACAAAAAGUUUUUGGCCAGUGGCGGUGCUAGCUUGAAUGUGCGAGCCCCCUUCGUAAUGCCCCCCCGCCCCUCAGUGCCUCGUCUUCCUGCUUGCAUGAAUAUUUGAUAACAAAAAGAAGUUGAAUACAACUGAACUUCAUUAAACAAUCCAUAUUUCCCUCCUUUUUCCUCAUUAUUUAAAAAAUGUCGACACAGCGUGUUAGCGCUCGUCAAAAUGAGUCACCAAAGGUGAACCUUUCAAAUGUCCAUUAAAAAAGGCAAAUGAUUUUGAUCCUUAUCGCGCCGGCUAACAAAGAUGGGCAAUAAAAAGCGCCAGCGGUGUCAAAGGUCGCUGUUUUUUUUUUUUUGCGGCAGUAAAAGAUGCGAGCGGCGACUUCCCGGUACGAGGACGAGGGCCAAAGUCCUCGGCCAUCCCGCAGCAUCGCACUCGAAACCCGCAGAUUUGAAUGCGAUCGCGUUGUGCAUUUUCCGCCGGAGAUGGGAAGACGCGCGGCAGCCGUCGUCGUCGUCCUUCUUUUCCUUUCGUCCGUCGCCGGGACGCUCGGCGAGUCGUGCGAGGGCAAAUGCGGGCAAUCGCUGGGCGGCUGCUCGUGCCAGGCGACGUGCGGCCCCCUGGGGGGCUGCUGCCCGGACUACAAGCAAUUCUGCGUCGAGUUCCGCCCGCAGUCGGGAUCCAUCUUGGG
Messenger RNA from Syngnathoides biaculeatus (alligator pipefish), 4335 nucleotides. RefSeq names its product myosin IHb (gene myo1hb). Gene Ontology annotation, cellular component: actin cytoskeleton; myosin complex; microvillus. Gene Ontology annotation, molecular function: microfilament motor activity; actin filament binding; ATP binding. Gene Ontology annotation, biological process: vesicle transport along actin filament; actin filament organization. The transcript has 33 exons. NCBI's taxonomy places the organism in Eukaryota, Metazoa, Chordata, Actinopteri, Syngnathiformes, Syngnathidae. The coding region runs from base 19 to 3171 and encodes 1050 amino acids. The record is from RefSeq and is a predicted model, not a curated record.